AUGUUCUUUGCACUGGACAAUGCCGCCGAAUAUGGCCAUUGGGUGGUGGAUGACAAAGCUAAAAACAUUUUCCGGAACAACUUCAACACAGCACUGAGCGAGCAGGGAACACUGCGAAUGCUCAGGCAGAUCCACAGGAAGGAGUUGCGUGCGCAUUUUCACCCCACAGAGCUCUUCAAGGGAGAGCUGGGGCAAGUGAGCUGGGCACCCGCCCGAGACCUCGUGAAGCCGGUGUACGAGGCCAUGACCAGCGGAGGUGAUUUGUCAGAAGUGUCUCCUAUGCUUGGCGUUUACAACUGUUAUAAUUGCGCCAAGUCGCCCAAGGGGGAUCCGCAGCAGAUUUCGGACCCGCUGACUGUCUUUGAGUUUCUGAACUUCUCGAAGAGAUACGAAAAGCAAGAUGUCGAAAACUCCUUCAACCCCGAGGAGUACAUGCCAGUGGCCUCUUACAGUCCGUCUCUCAUCAUGGCAGACCAUGCCACCACAGAGCAGAACUACUUGGCCGCCCUCGACUUUGCGAAGAGCAAAGGUAUCAGCCAGCAACGGCUUCAGCAAGCCGUGCGAAAGGAGCAAGUCUUCGUGGUUAAGUUUAUUUACGAGCCCAUGAACAAUGGCAUGUAUACUGGCCAUGGGCUUGUGAAGAGGAUGCUACCAGAGUAUGGUAAGUGGCUGACCAGCCUGCUUAACGCGAAGCCCGAGCUGAAGGCCCCUGACGGACUGGCAUCCUGCACACCGAUCUUGGAGACCACCAGACAGGUCUUUGUGAAUAACACCUCGGUGGACGACUGUGCACCAGCGGCUUUACCCGUUUGUGGCCACUCCAAUUGCCUGUUGAUGUGA
Molecule: messenger RNA, 840 nt
Organism: Durusdinium trenchii
Lineage: Eukaryota; Dinophyceae; Suessiales; Symbiodiniaceae
Source: the annotation of a GenBank genome assembly